UCAAUUACUAAAUAAUUUUCAGAUAAAAAUGGGAAUACCGUAAGGUGUAAAGAUGAUAUCCAAUGUUUAAUUUGGAUACAAUUUUUAAGUAAAAACAAGUAUAUUUUAUGCUAAAAAGCAAAGUGAAAUUCAAGCAGAGGUUUAAUUUGAAAACAGUUUUUAAUUAGAAUGUAAAACUCAGUUAAGUGACGGAUAAAGUGAGAUUGAAAUUGAAAUUUAAUUCAUAAAUAAUUUUCAAAUAAAAAGAGAAAUAUCAUAUGUACGAAGAAGGAAAAAUAUAGCAAGAUGUAGGACGAUAUGAAUACAUCAGUGAAUAUUGGUAUAUAUUCGUCGAGGAUCUAGAAGCUGUAUUGGGUGUGUUUCAAGUAUUCGUUUGAAGGAACUAGCAACAAUUUUGAAGUUUGUGACUGCAACGGUACUCGAUCAAAAUAACUGCAUUUCAUUUUGAAAAUAUUUCUCUAUACGUACAAAUAUUUGCGUGUUAUGGCGAAGAAAUAUUCAUACAUACAUCGAUAACUGUCUAAAUGAACAUUUGAAUAUUGAUAUUCAGCUUCGAGUUGUGGAAAUACAAAUCUUGGCUCUGUUACGCGUAUAUUCCAAUCGAAAUCAAUGAUCGAGUAUAAUACGAAAAAGAAUUUUCGUCAGUAUAAAUGUUUGCUAAUUUUUGUCUACUAUCGAGCUUGGUAUUCCUGUAAAUAUUCUUCAUCGAAGAAAAAGAGCAUACUGAUACUUCCACGAGGUGAUAAGCUUUCAUUCUCUAGUUUACAAAAAUAAGAACAAGUUAUAUUAAAAUUCUGAUAUAAAUCAAUGUGUACAGUAACUAAAGAUUUCACGUAAACUUGAUUUCAAAAUAAAAAUAGAUCAUUUAAAGUUGGCUAUAAAGUAAAAAUAGAGAGCAAAGGAGGCCCCCAGGAAGAAAAAAUCACUACAUUUGACUAUAAAAAGAAGCCCUGUACAAAAUGAAAAUCAUUUAAAUGUAACCAUAAAACAAAAUAAGAUUGGCAAAUUAAAAAUCUUUUAAAUUUAACCGUGAAAUAAAAAAAUUAAGGAACUUCCUUACAAAGUAAAAAUCAAACGACAAAAAUCACGUUAAUAAAUCGUAUAAUCAAAAAGAAUCGAUCGAUAGGAAUCACGUUAAUCCAUCAUACAAUCGAUAGGGAUCAAACUAAUUGAAAUUUCCCGUAUAUGGUUAAAAAUAUCGAAACAUUAUGCUGUAAGUUAAAAGUCAACUGGGUCCAAACAUCGAGGUGAUCGUUUCGCUGAAAUCGUUAAGGGGGACGAAAAGUUUACGGUGGCCCUCGAGCUGCGAAGGUGAUCGAACCCGGUGCGGCGCAAGAACGAAAACUGCCUCGGCGUGUGCACGAGAGCGCGAGAACCGGAAACAUGAAGAACGCUCACCCGAUUAUAACAGCCACGUCGUCGUCGAGCCUGGUCAAUCCGGAUUCUUCGUCUUCCAAUGAACCUACGGAACCGAUCAUCAGAUUGAAGCUGGACAAGCCGCUCCACUGGGAGUGGGAGCUGACCACGUCCGCGGACAAGCUUCCUGUCAUCCAGCUGUUGGACAAGGAUGGUCGUCUUCUGGUCGAGACGACUGGACGAACAGCGCAGCGGGCCAGAGGCUCUUUUCGUGAAGGUCUCAGCUCGCACGAAGAGUUUCCAAGCAGCAGAUCCACAAGCGAGAAACCUUCCACCGUUCCUUCGUCCUUUUCAUCUUCCUCCACGUCUUCGACGAUUGCGCUUCCUGCUCAAGGGAACAGGAACGUGGACGGAUUCAGUACGAAGUUUGGGUCUGUUCAAUUUGGCUAUAAACCACGGAAAUCAAAAAGCGAGGUCACGGUGAAGGAGAAGGAGAAGAGAAAGAAGAGUAGACAUUCUGGUGGUUGCGAGAGCGCGUCAAGAGAGAGCGACGAGAAGGCAAAUUCGAAAAGGUAUUCCAUAGGAGAUUAUCUAAGACAGCAGAUUAUAGACGACCUAAGAAAUAAGAAUACCGUGGGAAAGAGCGCCGAGGAGAUCGCCAAGGAGAGGUGUAAGAAGGUGAAGGCUUAUCUGAGGAGUCAUAGCGAGACUCUGCCAAGAUUGGUACACGUGGAGGAAGAAGAAUCUAACGAGGACCCACAAUUAAAAAUUAAUGAGAACGACGAUGAGAUUCUUAGUCAGAGGAUCAAAGACGGUUUGACCCGUCUCAGAGAAGCAAUUAGGGAGGAAGAUGUGAGAAGCAAAAGAGGACGCAACGAUGAGAACAAUUCCGUGGACAACGAAUCGCACGAAGCUUCUGACGAGACUUUGAAACCGGAAGACACGAACGUCAGCAGGAAGAUUAAGAACGAAGAGCUAGAAAGGGUGAGAUCGUUUCUGAGAAGGAAGAUUCAACAGAGGAUGGAACUGGAACAGUCGAGGAGUUCGAGUCGGAGCAACACGCGUUCAGGCGUUGGAAUUCAGAAGAGGUACUCGGAUUACAGGCAGCCGGAGGAUCCGCGAGGUUAUCGUACCCGAAAGGUGCGCAGCGAGACGAGCGUCAUCAGGUUCGAUCCUGAGAUUCUUCAGAAGGACAGGCAGAAAGCGGGCAGCAGCAGGCAGAUCGAGAGGGAGAGAUCGUUGAGGGCCGACAGGUCGCGUUCCAAAGAUUCGUUCGGGCAAAAAGCGUACCGCCGUUCGAGGAGCGAGACGAUCCUCGAGGCCGCGGAAACGACUGGCACGAAUCGUCGACAAAGUUCCCAAACGAGGGAGCCCACGGAGAAACGGAAGCUCUACCGAAAAACAAAGAGCGACGUGUUGCUGGGUCAGAUGGGAGGCAGUCUGGACUCGGAGCAGGAGAAUCCUCCGAGGCGUGUCGGGUGCCAGGACACUGUCGAAGAGUCCUGGCGCCAGUACAAGGAGAGAAAGAAGCACGAGAGACAGCAUCGCGAAUCAGACGCCAGAGAAGUCAAAGAGGAAGACUUUAUGAGUAAACCGAGAUGGAAAGAUCUUCAGACGGAUCUGUGUUCUUUUAAGAAUUGCAAAAUCUGUCAGAACUUGCAGAAUUGCGUGAAUCCAUUACCGAAACAAGGAAACAGUCUCGAGAAUCAAGGAACUUUGGAGGAUGGUCGGGUUAACUUGGGCGAUUCGUUCACUGUGAUUUCUAACGACGCUUCUAACGACUCUGUCAACGAUAGGCCAAGUACCAGUUUACAGGAAAAUUAUCUGGUCGUUGAUAAGAAGCCCGACACGCCCAGGAAUCAUAUAUUAGCGAAGGUUCAAGCGAAGAAUCAUGAAACUAAUUCAUCUAACGUGAAUUCUCCGGAUUGUGGUUACAGCACAAUUCCCAAGAAGGCUUUCAAUGACUAUAAGGAGUUAUACACGCGGUCGACUGUGAAGAAAAGCGACACAUUCAAGAUCGUGGAUGGUAGCGAGGAAUUGCCAUCUUUGGGGGAAUGCGUGAAGCGAAAUGAGUCGAAAGGAAAUAUCGAUGAACAAUCUGCUGAUAAUACUGACUGUUCGAAUAGUGGAGGCGUGUUAACGAACAAAUCGAACGAAGACAUUGCUAGAGAUUACUUUAAGAGGGUGUACGAGCUGCUGAAAAGGAGGCAGGAGGAGGCGAAGAAGAUCGCGGAGAAACAGGAAGCGGCGGGUUGCGACGAUUCUUCGUCAUCUAAUUACAAGGAGAAAGUGCAAAAGAGGAGACUGCGGCGGAAGAAAAAGGAACGGGGCACGCAAGGCGAGGAAGUCGUAACCGUGCCUCCGGCGAGCGGAGGUCAGGACAGUUGGAAAGUGCAGAGGCUUUCGUUGAGCGGUGAAUCGCCCAACAACCGUCGUAAAGGCUGUCGUCCUCAACUGCAGCCAGGUAGCAAGCGUACACGGCCGGCGCCCGCUACACCGGCGUUAUCCUGCAAGGUCAAUGCCAAGGACAUCGACGAGUACCUCGACUGGCCGAACAAGGAAAACACGCCCGGAAAUGCCGUGAACGCUGCCGAGGGGACGACAGAGGCACAGAUCGAGAACGACAGUCCCAACAUGGGGUCGAAUUUGAGUCGACACAAUGGAAAGGGCCUAACCGGCCGUAGAACGCAGUCGUCGGGAAAUUUGUGCGAUCCCAAAGGAAAAUUGAACAGUAUGGGCAAGAUACUGAUGCCGUGUUCGAGUGCACAGAGAGAGAGAUAUAAAUUCUGUGGCUCGUUGCCCAAUCAUCUAGAUGACAAGGACGUGCUGGACGACGAUCCAAAGGAAAAUAAUAACGUAAUGACGGAUACUAUCACCGGGAAUCUUGGUGGAACUCUGCCACACAAGAAACGAUCGUUGGGCGUACAUUUUUCAGACGGUGGACCAACUGGAACUCUAGAUCUCGUGAAACAUCGAUCGCAAGACUCUCUCGAUGAAAAUGAUCCUUGGAGGUACCAGCAGAGUGACCUUGACCUGGUGAGGUGUCGCCAUGGAAAUUUCGACUCUGUGAGAAGAAAUCGUAGCGUCGACACGGUAUCUGGCGAUUCGACAAGAAGGUAUACUCGGGACACGUCCCUGGAGGACAGAUGUCACCGAAAUUCGGAUCUCGAUUUGGUGGGCACGCUGCCGAAACGGAAGCAGGAAAGUAGAAACGGCGGGAAGGCGUCAGAUACGAACUCUUCGACCUCGCAGCCGCGCAUCCCUGACGCCACAGAUAACGAUCUACUGAUGCAGAUCGUGCAUAAGCCUGAUUGCGAGUUGGUCAGGCAUCGACAACAGUUUAGCAAGUGCAUCGAUUUGAAGUUGAGCAAACUGGCUGGCGGGGAACCGCAGGAUCAAGGUUACGCGUCCGAACGGUCACCCGAGGACGAACAUCCGCCCUCGUUGCCUGGACAGCCGUUCCCAAAUAUAACGCCUGAGAGUACGUUCCGAGUGACGUUGCAGAAAAGCAGCAGAGGACUUGGCUUGAGCGUUUCCGGUGGUGGGACUGCCGGCCCUGUUAGGGUAAAAAGACUAUUUCCUCAACAACCGGCAGCCUUAUCCAACAAACUUCAACCUGGCGAUAUACUUCUGGCUGCCAAUGGAAUUCCUUUAACCGGCCUCACUAACUAUGAGGCCCUCGAAGUUCUACGAACGACACCCAAUACCGUCGAGUUGGUGGUGUGUCGACUUCCGGGUGAUACGAGUGUCACACCACCGGGUGCACCGCCGCCACCCCCGGCAAGGCGCGAGCCACCACCACCAUUGCGAAUACUCAACCCCCUGCCACCUCUUCAAAUCGAGCCCUGCGGCGAAUUCGACAUAGAAAUGACAAAGGUCGGUGGAAGUCUGGGUUUCACUCUGAGGAAGGCAGACAGCAGCGCUCUGGGUCAUUACGUGAGGGCAUUAGUACGGGAGCCGGCGUUAAGCGACGGCAGAAUUCGACCUGGAGACAAAAUAGUCGCCGUGGACGGUGCACCGUUGUCUCCCAUGAGCCACGAAGAGGCCGUCCAAUUGCUGCGACAAUGUGGCCCGACCGUGAGACUUCGAUUGUACAGAGAUCUCGCGCAAACUCCUGUCUCCGCGCUUUCUCCGACCGAACCUGAUCAUCCACUCCGUCCACCGCGAACCAGUUUGAGACAGGAAGCCGUAGACAUGCUGUGUGAUCUAGCAGUUCGGAAGUUAUCACCAGGUACAUCAAGUGGGUCGAGUUGCAAGCAAUCAUCUGGAGCAUCUUGCAACUCUCCAAGAAGACUUCGUCGUCUUGCCACGCGUACGCCUACUGCCGAUAAUGAUCAAGAAACUCUGGAGAAGCAUCCGAGCGUGUACACGACAUCGACGGCCAGCCAAGCAGAGACAUCCGAUUCCGACCAGUGCUCGAUCAGGACGCAGAUAACGAAUUCUCAGCCAAACACACCUGGAACUGACAUAAUCGAUCCGCCACCGUUGUACGACGUUUGCGAUUCCAGCGAUUCCUCCAAGACACCGGCGCGCCCGAGUUUCCUCGAUCUGUCCGCACCUCAAGGGAAACCGCAUUUUCAGUUUUGCAACUUGGACUCGGAUCUCGAUUAUCCUGGCGGCGUGGACGCGAUCAUCGUGGAGGAUGAACUUGGAAACAAGGCAACCGAGACCGAUUACGAGCAUCUCGAACCGAACGUAUUGUCCAGCAACGAACACGACAGCGAUUUGCCUUCGGAGCCAGCUUCGAUGCCACCGUUGCUCUCCUCGACGAGCAGUUCGAGCGCCGCAGCAUUCAGCUACAAAAACCCGGCUUAUCAGAGCGCCAAUCCUGCCUGCGGCGCCGGCAUUGACACCGUGGCGAAAAACAAGGCUACACACUCCAGUGAUCAGGAUAUACCAGGGAAAAUCUUGGGAGCAGAAGAUCCCGCUGGCAGCAAGGGUUUGUUGAAGUGGAAAGGCGUGAUGUUCGCUCCAGAUGAUGGAAUAGAUAAAACUGAAAACAAAGAGCAGAAAAUCACGAACUUAGCUGCCCGCAUUAAAAAUGUUGAGCAAGGAAGUGAGGUGUUCAUGGUAGAGCUGACACGUGGUUGGAACAGUCGACUGGGAUUCAGCUUGCAACCGGAAGGAAACCGUACUGUUAUAUCAGUGGUGCACCCUGACAGCGUUGCAGCUAAGGAUGGUAGACUAAAACAAGGAGAUGUGCUUAUGAUGGUGAAUGACGAAAGCGUGGAACACAUGACAACAACUGAUAUAAUAGAUCUGUUGCGCAAAAUAAGAGGCUCCAUUGGUAUCACGGUGAUGAGACGAAGCAAACGAGAAAACUUAUCGUGACGUUAAUCAGAUGCAUAACUGAAAAACCUGAUAUUUAAAAAGUAGAAGAAAAAGAAGAACCUUUCAUGUCCAUCACAACACAUCUUUUAUUUUUCAUUUUUAAAAGUAACAUCCAACUUACGAACGAAAUAUCAUGACAAAGGUCAAUUCCUCCGACUUUGUUUCAAUAUGAAUGUUAUUCGCUCAUUCAUUCGUUAAUGUUUAUAAAUGUAAAUGGAGUCGAAGCGCGUUGGUCAAGUGCAAUAUAUAAAUUUCGCUGUGAAUAAAAUUGUAAAUAUCGAAGCCUUAGAUGCAACUACAUUUUCAGACGGAAGACAGUCCACGCGAUUAGUGUGAAUUACAUUCGUAGUAAAACUCCAUCUGAUACUUAAAUUUAGCUAGCGUAUAUUUCAGAAAAUACAUUGUUAACGUAGGUCAGAAUAAUAAUAAGAUAUCCAGUGUGGUUUAUCCUUCGAAACGAACAUCCUUAGAGUUCAUUUAACGUAAUAAGACUGCUUUGAGAGUUUUAGAAUGUGGCGAAGGUAAAGGAGAAAUAAAAUGUUUGCCAUAUAGAUAUUUAUUUAAAAAAUACGAAGAUAUAAUAGGACUCUUUAUUUUUCCGUAAUUCUUUAAAAACUAGACACAAUUGGCCAUCGCUGUUGUACAAGCAGGAUAAUAUUUUUGUAAAGCUUUUGCUCUGGACGAAUACGUCUCUGUCCUUCAGAGGAUUUGAAACCAUAAAAAAGUUCUAUGUAUUAUCGUAAAAACUUUAUAUAUUUAUACAUCUUGUAUGAAUAUCGCAGAGAGACUAUUUAAAAUAUUUCAAACUUUAAUGAAAGAUGUUCUAAUGUCAUGGAAAAAUACCUUUGUUGAAAAUUAACUGUAGUAAAAAUUAUGCCAAUUGGCUUAAAUUUUAUAAAGAAAGAUUCUCGUUGCUACGUUUAUCAAUCUCAUAGAUAAAAUAAAUACACGUUUCUACAAGUUCGUUAACGGUGAGAAGCCUUUAAAUAUAAUAUCGUUAAACGGUUAAAAUCAAAAUUCGGAGGUCCUGUUAUUCGGAUUUUUUAGCAUGUUAGUUAAAAAUUUCAAUGGAGCGAUUAAAAUGCACGGUUUCGAAUCCUACAUUCAUUAAAAGUUAACAGAUUCGUCGACACGAUAUAAUUGCUUCUUGACAAUCCGACGAUUGUCCGCUGUAAUUAAACGAGAAUUUUCUUGAAUUCUAAGAAAAUGUUACAAUGUGAUUCAUCGUGAUAAUCUUUUGGACAAAACAAUAAAUAUGUUAGUAAGAAGAAAUUCUAUAAUAAAUAUUUUAAUUAGUAGUAAAAUAUUCCUUUAAUCGUGUAUACAAUUUCUUCGAUUAAUGUGCAUAAAACGCGCUUCUGUGCAGUGUCUGUAAAAAAACGGUCGGAAUUCCUCGGAACUUGAAUGAAAGCAAUCAUUUCAAACGUAAUAGAGGGAAGAAAGAAAUCAAACUGGGUAAUCAAAGAGUCAAUCAAACCAUCACGAAAAAUAUAUGAUGAUACAUAUAAAGAAAGUAAGUUGUUCAUCGCGUCGCUGAACCAUCGCACCCAUGUAAAUAACUGUAACAUAGUUUUAUCUUACGUUCCCAAAGUUUAAAAACGACAAGAUGCAACUCAAACAUUUCUAACAUAUCGUUGCAGAUUAGACCGCAUACCUGCACGUGCUUGCAAAGCGCAACAUGAGAGAUGCUUGCAGUGACAAAACACACUCGCAACUAACAUAUCACAUUUUCUUUCGAAUAACGUGUACCCAAUAAAUAAUUUCCUGUACAUAUAAUGUUAUAAAUGUUACAUGCGUAUAAUGUAAAUAAAAUCGAUAUGUUAUUUGGAAGAAAGUGUGACAUUUACUGUGCAAAUGUUAGACUACAAUAACAUUGUUAACUAAUGUUUCUCAGUGAAACGAUACUAUCCGUGUGUAUUAACUAAUGAUAAAAAGAAAUUGUAUGGAAUACAACCGUUAAACGUAUCGUAUUUAAGUCCUGUAUAAUAAAAGUUACUUAGGGCUGUUUCAAUUUUAGAGCUACGCUCUAGACAGUAGCUCACGCAAACGACGUAAUAAAACGCUUUUGCUUGACGCGGCAGAAAAGCGCAUAAGCUUCCCACGAUACGUAAAUUGUAAAACUUCACUUCCUAAAACUUGAUAUUUUUAAGCAAGCGAAAGAGCUUUUGUGUGCGCUUCACACUAUGCAGCUGUUUCUUUUUUCAUUUAUCAAACGACAUUUAUCGAACAACAUAAUAUCAAACAUUGUUCUAUAUUAAAUGGUAUUAAGCGGUAUGAACUUAAACUAUUGAUCUUACUUUAAAACGGCAUAAUCCUAUGCUCCAUGAAGUUUAUUUUUUAAGAAAAUAAACUUAUAGAUAUUUAUAUUUAAAAAUAAAUUUAUUAUUUCAACUUUAUAUAAUUUCCUAAAUCGAUCUUUAUGUUAUCAUUAAUUUACAUGUUUACAAAAAGUUUUACUAAAAAAUAAAAAAAAAUUAAAAUUUCUUUCAAUCAAUUUUUAUUGUGUUAUUAAGUAAAAGAAAAUCAAGUUAUAAAUCUCUUGUAUAUUUAACAAUAUUCUUCUUGUAUAUAUAUGUACAUUUGUUAUGUUCUUUAAGAAUAUGUAUUAUGGAUUUCUAUACACAGGGAAACUAAACAUGCUUGUAGUAUAUUUAGGAGUGUAGUAAACGUUGAGUAACUACCUCGCCUGAUGCCAUACCAUACAGCAGUGGUUCUCAAACAUUUUAUGCGUAACCGUCAAAAAAUGAAUUACAUAAAUCAAUAAACUACUCAAUAGUGUAGUAUACAAUAUUAUCAGAAUCUCUAACAAUCUAAACCUAUAAUUUUAUUAGAAAUUAAUAAGACAAUGAAAAUAUUAAAAAAAAAAAUUAUUUUUGAAAUAUUAAAGUAUAUAAAACAAAGUAAAUUACAUAUAAAAAAAGAUAUAACAUAUGAUAAUUUUAAAAUACAAGUCAAAAAGAUGAUAUAUAUUACAAUGUAGCUUAUUCACUGAAUUAAAGAAUAUAUUAAUAGUUUGUUAAUAAAGCUACAUGUAAUAGAACAUAAAAUAAUUAACUAUAUCUAAACAGAAUGUUAUUAUAUAUAAUAUUUAUAAAAAUGAAAUUUAUAAAAAUAUGAAGUUCACAAAUAUUACAAUUUUGGCUUCGCAAAAAAUAGUUUCAGAAACACUGCCAAAUAUGAAUAACAUUUAAUGUCAAAGGAUAUAUAACUAUUAGCGCAACCCAUUUAAAACUCUUAAAGAAAAUGUCAUUCCUAUUAAUGUUGCGCUUAUAUUUAUUUAGGAGAAAAAAACAAUACAUAUACACAUAUAAGAUUCAAUGUAAUAAAUAAAUCAUCAUCAUCAUAAAAUUAUAACAGUAUCUUUACGAAAGAAUUAAAAAUAAAGUGUUUCAUGAAUGUGAUAGUUGUUCCAUUAGAAUGUUAGAAGCUUUUAAAGUUCUAUUAUGUAGAAAAGAAACUAUAUUAGAAAAUAUAUACAUAAAAUGUACAUAAGAUUAUAUGUAUAAAUGAUACCAAAGUGUAUGAGAAAUAAAAUACAUAACAAAGACACAUAUUUUAUGCAUAAACAAUGUCAAAGACAGCUAUUUUAGUGUUAAGUAAGUUAGGCUUCUUAUAUUACUGUUAAUAUCUAUACAAAGGUGGGAUGUAAAAUUUUAUGUGGUUGUCAUCAUUUUACCAUUGUUGAUCCCUUUCUGAUCAAAAUACUGUAAUAUAUUCAAUAAAAUUUGGUGUCUUUGAUAAAUAA
Messenger RNA from Bombus pascuorum, 10432 nucleotides. RefSeq lists its product as uncharacterized. Gene Ontology annotation, molecular function: protein binding. The transcript has 12 exons. The record is from RefSeq and is a predicted model, not a curated record. Lineage: Eukaryota; Metazoa; Arthropoda; Insecta; Hymenoptera; Apidae. The coding region runs from base 1384 to 6687 and encodes 1767 amino acids.